AUGACUGCAAGAAUAAUUUUCCGUAUCACAGUUGUGGCUCUCCUGGUCUACAGCGCAGUAACUCAAAAAUGUCCUGCAAAUGGAAGAUCCGAGAGUUCCAUCUUUGGCUGGAUGUUACGAGGACACGUAUACGACACUCUUCUAGCGGAGCUUCCCUUUACAUGCGUAUUCAAGUGUCGCGAAGACAAUCGAUGCCAAAGUUUUAAUUGGGUAAUCUCUCUUCUCACCUGCGAGUUUAACAACAGGACAAAAGAGGCCAGGCCGGCGGACUUCAUUCCAAACCCGGAAAGAUCUUACUAUCCACGCGAUUUAAAGCGAGGUGAGCCAGCAUACUAGGGAGGGGGGAACUCCCUAUAAUGGGGACUAAGUUACAUUUUGCCGAAACUUCGCUUGAACAUUUAGGCUCAAAUCUGUCUUUUGGAGUAAAUUGAAGACCGAUGCUCAGAUGUCAAUAAAAACAAAGGUGGAAGUUCCAGGGGAUCGAAAGGCUUUUAAGCAACAAAUUUAAGUCCUUAACUUUUUAAGAGCGAAUGCACAGAAAAAUCGAGCAAACCGUGGCCACAGCUCAAAACCUAACCUACCCUCAUUUUAAGUCUGUGGUAAGGUUUUAAUGAAUUUAUAACACUGCUGAGGUUUAAAUUUCAAAAUGCGGCCGAGUUUGGGAAUUAUUUGAGAUUUUCGAUUUCAACGGUCAGCGGGCCUAAAAUUAGCCGCCGAACUCGGAAAAAUAGCCUAGUGACAGAAUUAAGCUGACUUUCAUAAACGAGCAAAAAUAUUGGCAAUCUUCCACUUAAAUCUCAAAAAGCAGAUAUCUAACAAUUUCUGAACGGCACAUUUUUUAGAUUUAGAGUAUAAAAUAUCGACGAACGAGCAGAAUUUUGAAACGUAAUUUGCAUAAUGCUUAUAAAUACAACAAUUUACCGCCCCUUACCAAAACCACAUAUAUGUUGCAUAUAUGUGACGUAUAUGUAGCUGUAACAUAUAUAUGUCAAAUAACUGUACAUAUAUGUGACAUAUAUGUAGAAGUUUUGAAGUGCCUAUACACAUAUGUUACAUAUAUGUAAUAUCUCAUAGGAUGAUAAGACAUAUAUGUGACAUAUAUGUAAAAGUUUUGAAAUGACCAUGCAUAUAUGUUACAUAUAUGUAAUAUCUUUCAGGAUAAUUUAACAUAUAUGUGACAUACAUGUAGAAGUGCAGUAUGAUUAUAUAUAUAUUAAUUAAUGUGCAUGCAUAAAAGGCACUUGGGACCACUCAACAUACAUGUGACAUACUUGAUGGCACCAGAAGGGAGUAUUAAAAAAAAUGAAACCCUAGAAAACUAGCAAGUGUCAGGGGGGGGACGUGGGGGGCCGGGGGGGAGCCUUAUUGACUUAAUAAAUAUUACAAUAUAUGUCACAGAGCGAGUUUGAGCACCGAUCGAGUUAUUUUUCAGUCAUAGUCCAAAUUAUUGAUGUACAUACUUUUUUUUGCAUAUGCAUAUAUUUACAUUAAUUAAAGGUAUCACACAACAAUUUCCAGCUCAAUUGUUUCAGUCUGUUUCAAUGAAAUUCGGGAAGUGGGUCACAUAAACACAAUCAUCAGCAUCCUUAACAUCUAUAAAAACACAUUUAUGUAAGAUGUUCCUGAUUGGGAUGACAUCAACAUUUUCCAUUCUGAAAGAAAUAAAAAGAAAAUGAGGUAGGAAAUACAAAAUGAGGCCAUUUUUAAGAUGCGGAACAAAACAAAAGAUCUCAAUAUCGCUGUCCAUCUUUUAGCCAUAAAGUAAUUAAGUUCUUUUGUUUUAUUACCAAAACCUACAUUUAUAUACAGGUAUAUUUGUAUUUCUUAAACAAUAAUUUGUACCCUUGGAUAAUGCUAUUGAUCCAAGUUCUUAUUUCAACGUACACUGUGAAGUUAGCAAAGUUGCUGCAUUGACAUAUUAUUGCAUUAAUAGAUGAUUGUGACAGUGUAGUGGUUAUAUAGUCAUCAACAGUAAAUACAUGACGCAUCUUGUGUUCUGAUGUUUCAAUACUCCAACUGCCCAAUUGUACCGUAGCUAUUAGGAGACCCAUUAUCUGGAUGGUUGGUAGAAAUCGGAUCAAACAAAUUCUGAUGCUUGGUAUGUAAGUGUGAUAUUAAAAAAAAGAUUUUCCAAAAGCAAAAACUUAACUGCACAAUUAAUUUAUCCAAUGGUUUAAACACAGAUAGGACAUUUGACAUGUUUGUGUACCUUGGCUUCUGCAUGAUCUGAAGCUGCUUCUGGAUUCCUUCAAUUCCAGCUUUUUCCAGAAGGUUAGAAUCUCUUAAUGGUUCCAUGUGCACAACAAUGGCAAAGUGUUGAUCUUUGUUGCACUGGCAUAAGGCAAUACAAGCACGUUGGCAAAUGGGUGUAUGUUUCACAAAAUACUGUAUUUGACCACAUUCCCUCCUCUUCUGACUGUCUUCAUAGGUUACAGUGUAACUGUUUCUUCUGGAAACACGGCCAUAUGAUUUAGAGUGAAAUACUUCACCACGAAUGAUUGCCCUCUUAAAACUCUGGCAUCUUCCCAGAGCCAAAUCUCCAGUGAAAUCCUUGAUAUGCUGCUCUAUAGUUUCUGGGACCUCAAAGUCAGUAAAAGCACCAAGUAAAUGCACUCCAUCCUCAAGCUUUGUUGACCUUAAAUGCAUAAAAAAAAUAUCAAUUUUUUUUUUUACCAAUGGCUUAAUGUAUAUCGACCAAUAAGAACGAACUAAACUAAGGUAUUAACAGGGUUAGAAUCAUGUUACUUUUGAGUCUUAUGGACUAUGAACACGUCACUGUUAUUGAUUUUAAAGCUAAAUCAAUAUAGUAUUUGAAACAUACUACUGCCAUACAUACUUCUGUUCUUUUCCAAAUUUCAUCCUUCUGUACAAACUGUAACUAGGAGAGUCUUUGUCCAAUUUCCGCGCAAGGUCUGGAGCAAUUUUGACUGCAGAGACUGAGGAUGCUAUCUACAAAAGAUCAAAAGAAUCCUUCCAUACAUCUUAUUGAUCAAUGAGUAAAUUAAUUAUUAGACUUGCUUUUAGAUACCUUUCAAAUAUAUAUUUUAUGAGCACAGUAUUAUUGAUUCUUGCUAUUUUGAUCACCUGCAUAUCUAUGUUCUGGGUGCCAUGGAAAAGCGCAGUUAACUCCCCAUUUGCAUCCUCAAAGUCAAAAGUUGAAUUUGCCCACAGUGGUCCAAGAUUGUGAACUGAUGCAUGUAUGUGAAGCAAAUUAUGGAUAUUGAUGGUCAUAUGACGCUCAGCUGAAAAAAAAAAAAAUGCAAACACCCCAUUUCACUAGCUGUAAAAGCCACCAUGGUGUCAAAAUAAUUAACUAUUAAUUGACAAAUACAUUGAUCUCAACAAAAGUUAAUGCAUGGAGGCCCAAAUGAAGCAGUUAAAUACUCACAAUAGAGGGCAUCCAUCAGCAUCACAAAUUUUGCCAGAAGGUUUCCACUCUGAUUGACUUCUUCUGGUGAAAUAGUCUGCUGAUUCACCAGCCACACACUAAAUGCAAGAAGCAUGAAGUGGUGAAGAUAAACAUCGGGAAGAACACCAACCAGGCAAGGAACGCUGUAGUAAAACAGCCAAUUUCGGUAUUCGGUUGCUGUGAAAAAAAAAAAAAGAACCAUAGGGUAUAUGUAUUACAAGAAAACAUGCCUACUUUAAACAGUACACGACUGUAUGCUCAUCUAUCACAUAUGUAGACUUAAUGGAUAUUAUACCUUUAAAAUACUUGCGAUGAGUUUCAAUAGGUCUGGGUGUUCUUGUGAUAUUCAUGGGUGGAUGGAUACUACAAAGACGCUCAUCAAUAAUACUGACACGAUCACCACAGUACCAAGGUUGGUCCUUGUGUUUUGAAUCAAACCACAGGGCCAUCAAUUGUCGUGUAACUCCCAGCAGGACCCCAUGCAUGUAAUCCAGGCAAACACCUUUACUGAUAUCAUAGUGUUUAAGGCUUGCAAACUGGCAAACACCUUUCAUCCCAUUUACCUAAGAAAAUGUAAGAAAACAAAUAAUUAUGAAAGUGCACUUUAUAGAUGUACAUGUAGAUGUCAAUUAAACUAAGGUCUACUGUACACUGUAGUGUAAGGUCGACUAGAACAGUACAUUUCGUAUUUUAUUUUUGUGUUAAAUGUUUCAUAUGUAUUAGUCAUAGUUUUCUAUGUAGGUUUCUAAAUCUAAGUGAAAUUACAAAAAUUAAUGCUUAUAAGGCUCCUUGAGGUAUUGAAAAUUCUUGUGAUGAUUCAGAAACCCCAUUAGAAAAUGACAAUAGUAUAAUACAACUUCGACACUCUGUGAAUGUAGGGUCUUCAAUGUGCGAAAAAAAACAACAAAAAAACAAACACUAACACCCAGGAUAAAGGUAUAUAUGAAGUAGACUAAAUCAUUUCAUGACAUUUAAUGACAGUACACUAACUUACAGGUUUUCCUCCUGAUGUACCCUGCAGAAACUGCAAGCCAUCUGCAACCAUACUUUCUUUUUGUGCGUUCUUUAGCAAGUCCAUUGUUUGAUUCAAAAUUGAAAGGAAAAACUGUAACUCUUCCCCUGUGUCCUUCUUUCACACUUGAUUUGCAAGACAUUCCCAAAACCAUGCAGUAACAGCAGCUGCAAAAGCCAUUGUACUGAACCAUCUCUAAAAAGGAACACCUUGCAGGAAGAUCAAGAACUGAGCCAAGAAGGAACACAUGACUGGUAAAAUUUCCCUUAUCUGGAAUCUCCAUAACAAGUCCUAAAAGUGUAUAUAAACAAAGUAUAUUUUAAAUUAUUUGUACAAUAACAAAAUAAUGUAUAAUCAUGUUGUUGGGACAGUGGGUCCACAUCUACUACACAUAUUACAUACACAGGACAAUGAACUCAGCUCAACUGGCCAGGGCUCAAUGUUUCCAAUAAUAUAAAAACUCUAGUAGUAAUCAAAAGUGGAUUUGAUAGGAUAUUUUGUGGGAAUACAAUUGUUAAGAGUCACCGUAAAUUCUAAACCACUGUUUUCUGUAGUCACCAACUUGGCACCAAAAACGUACACAAAUCAUGCAAACAAUGAAAAUGAUCACCGCUUGGCAGCACAGGAUGCACAAGAUUAGGAUACAUUCUCCUAAUGUCAAACUUAAUUAUGCAUCUAGUCAGUAUAAUACACUACCAUACAAGUUGGCCAGGAGAAAUCACGUACAUUUAUUCCUAGUACAGUUUGCUUGAAAACUUUAUACAAAAUUUUAUAUACACUCUAAAUAUAAGUACAUGUACAGUGUAUAUAUGUUGUGGCUGAAACUUGUUUUUAGUUUUAAAACUAUACUUUCCUUUGUCUUAUAUUUAUAACUACAUUUUAAAACAGGGAAAAUAAAAAUCAACCUUGCCAAACAAACUUUAAACCAUAAAAAAAUUUAGUUAGCCACAACAUAGACAUGAACAUAAAGCUGUCUCAGAGACACCAUGUAUCCAGGUACCUUUUGUUUCAAGGUCUUCUAAUGAAGUUCUGAAAGGUUUCAAAAGGUAGACAUCACAGGUUUUUGUCACUGAACCAGAGGCCACCCAAAAGCAUGUUCUCCAAUCGUUUCCUAUUAAUUAAAACAUGAAAACAUUAAAAUGCACUUACGAAUUUACAUUUAUCAGAGUCAGAGCUUUUUUUUCCAGCCUAGAAAAAGGAACAAUAGGGUAAGAGUAAUGAAAGUUAGUUUUUAAAUAAAAAGGGUCUGAUACGGAACUCUAUAAUAAUAUCCUUUGAUGAAAAUAAUGGUUUGGCACAAUCACAGAAAAUAGUAGUGAAAAAUGUUGUUAAAUAACCAAUGUAAUUCAGUUCAACUAAGUAUAUGUACAGUAUGUGUCAUUCCAGUCAUCAACAAGGCAACUAAUUUUUUUUGCAAUGUUUUCGGAAAUAGUAUUGUGAAUAGAGAAUACAAUGAUAAUUCCAAAAGUUUAAUAAGAUGCACUUACAAUUCACCAAUAAUAAUUUACUCUAAUUUUUACCUUUUACUUGGUGGCAACUCAUUGAUCUCAAAGUACACUGGCCAAAUACUUGAACCUGAUGAUUUGAAGAUAGAAACACCAUCUGUAUUGAACUUUAAGGAUAAGUUCUCUGGCUGAGAAAGUGGGCCAUUAUUUUCAAACAGCUUCUUGUAGAGAUGGCCAUCAUAUACAUCCUCAAUGUUGUGAGGGGAUGUCUUCUCUCGCAGAAAGCGGUACUUUAUAUCUUCCUGAAAUUCUCUUCCUAAUAUCAGAUGACAAAAAAACAACAAAGAAAAUCAAGCUUACUGGUUGAAUGAUAAAACAUCACUGCACUCUUUUAUCACAAAAUACUGUGAUUUGAGUGUCAGUCGACACCACCAGCAGAUUAUAGCUAUUAAUUUGAUGUAGCUCAAUUGCCACAGGAUGAGGUUUCUGCAUUUAUCAGAAUAAGUGCCCACCUUGAAUAAACAUCGACCUUAAAGGACCUAACAUUAAAGAAGCGCACAGGGCACUUAUUCAAAUACAUAUGGUGAGUAAGAUAGUAAGAAUUUCCACAGCCAAGGUGGGUAACACAAAUCGAGACCUUGAUAAUAUUGCUAUCAUGUGAAAACCGACUCAAUAAUAUUUUUUUUUACAUAUACAUUUAAAAACUAAAUCAUCAUUUUAGGCUUAACUUUCAGAGACUUUGAAACUUUUUGUCACAUGGAUCUUACUGGCCCAUUAUAGGACCAAAUAUUUGGAAAUAUUAUACUUCAAUAGGGGUGACUGCAUAUUUUAAGCGAUAUAUAUAUCUAGCUAUUAUCCCAGGAAGCAUCGAAAGUGGCUAAAUAUAUGAUGCUGUAGUUAAGCCAGUAUUUAUAUUUAUUCCAUUUUAACAUCAAUCACUGUUGUAUAUGUUGUAGUUUGAAAUGAAUCUUAGGUCAAAAUGAUUUCAAACUUGGUUAGUUUUGAUUUUCUUUUGUUCCAGAUUGAUUACCAUAAUCCUAAGACAAAGAAAAGUACAAAUCAAACUAGUUUGAAAUCAUUUUAACAUAAGAUCAUUUUAAACUGCAACAUAUAAAAUUAUAUUUUCUUACUUACUUUGCAUAAGCUCGUUUAGCUGACUUUCGACAGAAAGGAUGACAAAAUAUGACUUCUUCUUUGGAUCUCUCACAUCAUUGUUGCAAAUGGAGCACACAUCAGGAGUAUCACUUAAAACACCAAGAUACUCAGAGCAAAAACUGCAGUAAAAGUGUUUUGUUAUGGGAAGCUCGAAGUCAGCAAAGUACCUCUUGAGCUCACUGAGUGAGUUGACACACUUGUUGAGUGGACCAGGAAUGCAGUGCAAAUUGAUCAAAGAAAUUACGUCUGAAAGACAACUUCCAUUCAGAUUGUGAGCUACAGCCAAAGUAAGAAUCAAAAGAAUGCUUUCCGACAACAAAAGAGGCGACCCAGGGUAUACAUAUACAGGGUCUUCUUCAUCAGUCGAUUUACUCCUGAUGUGAUUAUAACUGUCUCCACGUGCACAGAAUUGGUCGUCAUCUGAAGAUGUGGAGCUUCGAUCGUCUUCUGAGAUAUCACCCAAAUCGCAUCCAGUUUUUCUACACUGUCGUCAUCAUGCGUUGAUUCCGACAAAACGUCUGACAAUUCGUGGUCUAGAUCUUGAUAACUAGAACAUGAAGCCAAGUACAUAUUUGUAAUGUUUAAAUCCGAUUCGUCCGAUGAUGCUUGACUAUUUUCGAAAACAACAUCAACAGUUCGCUUGAAACACGGUUUUUUCUUUGUUCAUCUUCAUCCGAUGAGAAGUUUGCUUUUCGCCUGUUAUGUCGGGAAACAGUGGCUUUCGGCUUAGGUAUAGCAGGGUUUCUUCGAUGCGAGUUGUAUCGACCUCUCUUCUUUCGUUUCGUCGACUCCAUGGUCAACUCAGGAAAGACUGCAGGUAGAGUGGACUGGCAUCUAAUACAUAUCAAAAUCCCCUGCUGAUUGGCUUACACCUAACACGUGACUACACAAAAUGAGCGCGAAAACUUCACAGAGGCCGUUUUCGCGCUCAUUUGUUCAUUUCGUUGUUCCUUUCGUUGUUCGUUUUGAAGAGGAUCGAGUUCGGUUUUGUCAGCUUGUUGAUUUCUGCAAUUAUGAGGAAAACAAAAGCACCUUCUCGCUUCACUGAUCAUCUUGGUAAGUCAUUUUACUUCCAAAUGUAAUUCUUGUAAGUGCCUAAAUUAAGAUUAUUGUUCUAAAACAAUGAUUUUGAGAGCUCGGCCCAUGCUUAUAUAGGAAUUAAUUAAAUUACAGGCGUGCGUUUCGCGGUUCAAUGAACGCGGUUUAAAAAAACACGCUUCUACGACCUAUAUAAACUCUUUCUAGUAAAUAUACACUGCAAUCUUUUUGCUUGAAUAAAAUAAAUUUAGGCUUUUGCAUUAUACGAUGGAGCUUGGCAAUCAAUUUUGUAGUUUUAAAUGCUGGGAAGAAUGUCGCAUAUAUGCUGGGGACAGAACACGUGCAACGUACAGCUCGCAGUCCUUUCAACCUCUUCAGAGGUUGAAUAAGACGUGCAUAAUUUUAUCGUUAUAUGUUCACCUCAUAUCUCAUAUAUAUUUCGAACUUUUCAUUCAUGCUCAAUAAUUUCUAAGAAUUUUCCAGGAUAUCAGUUGUUUCGGAUAUUGUGCAAGGAUUAAUUCGUUCCGAAGAUCAUCAUUAAUUAGGCUUUCGUUCCACUCAUUUCAAUAUUGCCGCGUUCAUUUACAAAUGUAACUGUUCGCCAAAUCUGUCAAAAUCGCUUCUUUCUCGUUUCUAUCUGAUGUUGAUAUCUUCGACUUGCUCAAUUAAUAAUCGACGGCAAAGAAAAGAGGGACUGCUUACAGUCUGGUCAUAGCCUGGUUAUUGAUUGAUAGAUUAAUUGUAUAGAUGGCACUUUUGAAAUUGGGAUCACCCUCGAUUUUUCAUUUAUCAUUGUCAAGGUAAUAAAUAAUGCAUGAUUCAUUCUUUAGCUAUACAUUCCAUCUUUGAUAGAUCUGGAUAGAUUAGUAACUGGUUUAUUCUUAAACAACAACGAUCAGUUUCUUUUCGAUCAACUUUGAUAUUUGGCUCAGGAUCAAAGCUCUUGACCAUGCACUAUAUAAGCUGAGAGCAACUUCAAGAUUCUUUGCGAAAUUUCAAUAUGUUAACUUCAAGAUUGCAUUCUUAUUAUUUAGUGUGCAGCAUACAAACUGGUUUGUCUGGUGCCAUUAAUUGAUUAUAAUAUCGUUGAUGUGUCUUAUUAUAUUUUGUUCUUUAUCGUAGACCACUACCUUGUUGUCUUCAAGGAUGACAACAUCAAAAAUAUAGUCAGUGCUGAUGAGAUUAGAAACUGUGAAAAAAUUGAAAAAGGAGCAUCUUGUGAUGCACUGUGGACGGAUGCCCAUCACAAGGACUGGUAUCCUGCAUUUGUUGUGGACAUUGGAGGUAAGACUAAUUAAAUCAUCACAAAAUAAAGGCCUGGCCAUGCAUUAACACAAACUGAUAAAUCCCAGGGUGAGAGGAAGGAGCAAAGGGCCUUCCUAAGUAGGAUUUUAUAGUUCACUGUACAUUGUAUUUGUAUUAUAAUUAUUAUAACAACAUGGCAUUGAUUUCAUUUGCCUUUAAUUUGGUGUUAUAAGCUGGAAAAGUAUACAUAACACUGAUGGGUAUAAUUUGCAAAAAGUUGUUGCAUGACAGUCAAAACAGGUCAAGUAUUUCUUUUAGUGAGCUUCCAUGUAGUGGAAUGUCAAUUUUAGUUGCACUGAAUUAAUGUAAUUUGACAUAUUAUUUCUAGACAUUUGCAUAAUCAAUUCCUGCAAUGAUUGGCAUUUCCCUUGUUUCUGUUUGCCACACAAGACACUCAAUCUUUUCAAGCCUCCCAAGAAUUCAUCUGACAUAACUAUGAUAUUCUUCCAUUUGUCUGACUUCAGUGUUUUCUUUUUAAAUGUCUGCUAUCCUACAGAUCUAGAGUAUCUGACAAAUGUCCAGCAGAGAAGAACUCAAAAGAAAAAAUUGCCAACUAAGACAAAAAGCCAAAGUAGACAAAGGGGGGAAAGGAAAAGGAAGAGAACAAAUGUCUGGUCUAGCACAGAAAAAGGAAAGACGGAAUCCGAUCCAGAAGUAAACAAAAGUGAAGACGAAUGUGAAGAAAAAAAAAAAAGAAAUUAUCUAUGGAGGCCAAGGCCAAAAAAGCCGCAAAGGCAAAAGUCAAAAGGAAGCCCUGCUAAAGCAGAGGCUUCAGCAGGCAAAGACAUUCCAAAUUAAAAACCAAAUAAGUAGCUCUUCCCAUGAAUGUUCCGAAGAGCUGAGUGACUCUGAAAGCGAGCGUGCAUGUAGUCUUCAACAGGCCAAAGUAUCUCCAAGCCAGCAGUCACAUAGCUCAUCCCUUGGAUAUUCUGGAAGCUUAAUAAUGGUUGAUUCUGAGAGUGAGCCGUUAAACAGCAGUGAGGAUGAGUACUUCCCAGGUGAUGAAGAGAUGCAUGCUGAUGAUGAUUUUGUAGGAAUGGAAGUUACUGUGCCAUACCGCUCACCGCUAAAGGAACUUUUUCAGAAGGGUAUGUCUAAGUUUUGGGCUGUUGAAAAACCUGUAGUUAGCAUUCCUACUACUUGACCUGAACAGAUGAACCUUAUGUUUUUUUUCUGAUUUCUGUUCCAAAUUUGCAUGCAAAUCCAAAACUAUCCAUAUUACUGAGAAUUAGGAACCAGAAUGGUUUAAGGAAAAUAUGCCACCAAAAUCUCAACCUUCACCAAACAAAGCACUCAUCAUUGACAAGCCCUUCUUGUGUUCUUUUAACAUAUAAUGUGCUUUAAUGUGAUCUAAUUAGCUAUUUCUUAAUUAUAACUCAAAGCAACCAAGAAAAGUGAAAAUGAUUAGUACAUGCAGUUAUCACUUGUAAGGUCCUUCCAAGUUACACUUAAGGUACUCUACACUUUUAUCCCAAUGAUGAAAUUUUAUUCAGAUGCAUGCAUACAUGUAUAUUUUGAAAGGUGAUGCUAAAGUUGCACCAAUAUCAAGGAAAGAGAAGGGAUCAAGGAAUCUGACAGAUGGAGCUCAAGGACAAAGUGAGUAUAGUAUCUAUAGUGUCUGUCCAUUGUUGUUUCAUGAUGUUAUUUGUUUUACAUGCAUAUUCUACUUGAUAUUCAAAGUGGUCUUGGAGUUGCAACAAUAAUUUAAAAGGAAGUAGAACAAUUAACAGCUAGAGAUUACCAUGAUGAAGUAAAUUUUAUUCAAGUUACACUUAAGGUGACUCUACACUCAAGUUAAUGAUCCCAAUGAUGAAGUAAAUUUUAUUCAGAUGCAUGCAUACAUGUAUUUUGUUUUGCAAGGUGCUUCUAAAGUUGUACCAAUAUCAAGGAAGGAGAAGGGAUCAAGGAAUCUGACAGAUGGAGCUCAAGGACAAAGUGAGUAUAGUAUCUAUAGUGUCUGUCCAUUGUUGUUUCAUGAUUUUAUUUGUUUUGCAUGCAUAUAUUCUACUUGAUAUUCAAAGUGGUCUUGGAGUUGUAACAAUAAUUUAAAAGGAAGUAGAACAACAGCUAGAGAUUACCAUGAUGAAGUAAAUUUUAUUCAAGUUACACUUAAGGUACUCUACACUCAAGUUAAUGAUCCCAAUGAUGAAGUAAAUUUUAUUCAGAUGCAUGCAUACAUGUAUUUUGUUUUGCAAGGUGCUUCUAAAGUUGUACCAAUAUCAAGGAAAGAGAAGGGAUCAAGGAAGCUUUUUUAUGAAACUGAUCAAGAGCAAAGUGAGUAUGCAUGGUAUCUAGCAAUCUGUCCAUUAAUUGUCUGUGUUAUAUGUCAUGGUUUUAUUCAUUUUGCACUUGCUCUACCUGAUAUGCAAUGUGGUCUUGGAGUUGUGUCAAAAGAACAAACAUCAUAUAGGCAUAUAGACUUGGUGAGGGUCCUGAGAGUGUUUUCUUUAUACAGGUUUGACUGUAGCUGUUAUGAAUAUAAUGAAUGAACACACAUGUAUGCAGGUGUAGAUCAAGUUUACCUUCACUGAAUAUAAACAUAAAACUUGUACUUAUAAUUACAAAUAUAUGUUUCUUUUUAGGAUCUCAGCCUGCCCUCUCAAGUGUGUGGACGAGAGGAAUGCCGUCUCUUGAGACAAGAAAAUGCCUCACUGAAGCAGAAAGUUUUGGAAUUAGAGCAGAAAUUGAAUGGUUAGAAUUACUGUUUAUUGUUAUCAUGUUUUGUAUAUAACUGCCACUAGAAACAUUUUUUAUCCUACAAAAAUAACAGUUAAUUGGCACACUUAAAAUUUAAUUAUUAUUCACUAUUUUUUUUUUUGAUUGUCAAUCAUUGAAAAUGAUGGAGGGUUGUGUAAUGUAUGUAUGUUUUUGAUUCAUUGGUACAGGUACCUAUUCUUAUAGGACUGUUUUGUUUAAUUUCUUUCAGAUCAGUAUAGUGAAGACACUAACAAACCACUUGCUGGAGUCAUUUCUCCAGUAAUUGCAUCAAAACACAAGGUACACAUGCCUGUACAUGCAUGCUUUAAAUAACAAGCACUCCUAGUUUAAUGUUCAAUUGUAUAUUUGAGGGCAGCUGUUUUACCAGAUGUAUUUGUUGUUUAUUUCAAGCACCCUACAUGUACAACCUACAAACCUAGUGUUCCCUAAAUACUAAGGGUGCAUCUGCUUGAUAUGAAGUCACAAUGUUAUUGGUAAUAAGUUUAACAUUCUGGGGCCGGAUUCAUGAAGCCCUCUAAACUAAGACAAAUCCUAAACAUUGUUUAUUAACAAUAGUCUAUUGUCGUAACCACAAUAGACUAUUGUUAAUAAACAAUGCUUAGGAUAUGUCUUAGUUUAGGUGGGCUUCAUGAAUCCAGCCCUUUGAUAGGUCAUCCAGAAGAAAUGUAAUUCUCUGUGAGGGAGACUUUAAAUAGGUGCGUUAAAUUUUUCUGUUCUUCAUCCAAAGUUGGGGUUUUGUUAUUAAACUUGAAGAAGAAUUCAAGGUACAGAUGUGAACAUUUCACUGUACAUUUCACUCAUUUAUUGUAUCUCUUUUUACUUAGAUGGAAGAAAUGGCCAUAGGGAGUGGGGUUUUCUGGUACCCGACCCAACGACUGAAUGCAUUGGCAGAAGGAAAAUCAGUGGGCACUAUGACAGCAUACUUGAUUGACGUCAUGUUUGACAAAAAAACUUUAAUGAUUUCAAACUUGGCAGGAGGGGGCAACUUGGGCUACAGACAGCUGUGCCUCAAAUCAUUAAAGCCAUCACAGGUACAUGUAUGCUCUUUGAUUGCAUUACUUGUCCUACUUGUUUUUCGUGCAUGUAUUAUGCUUGAUUCAUGGGAAAAAACCAGCUUUUAUUAUUGCACAAUGAAAUCUCUUUAAGGUGGACACCCAUUGGACUAGCUCUAGCUGUCCACCUUACUAGCCAACCACGUCUGUCUUAGAGAUAUGUUUGCCUUUACAUUUGGUGUCUGCUUUGAGAGAGUUGACUGCAUGUAUACCAUACACCAAAUGCAAAUAUGGCCAUCCAAGAAUUUUUUGGUCUGGGCAGGUUUUCAAGAAAAGAAAAGCAAUUGGAUAAUGAUAAAGAUCAGGUCAAAAUAAGUCAUUGUGCGUAUUUUCAGGGCCAUGUUCUUAUUUAAGAAGAAGGUAUUGGCACCCACAUUUUGGGAAAAAACAUGAAAGCGAGGCUAGUGAGGAUAUAGACUAUCUUUUCCCACACAAAUGUUUAUAAUUUCAGUCAGCCAUAACUUUGCAGCUCAAAUUUUUAAGAUGAUAUACUUAGAGGCACUUGUUCACGUGAAAUCAUUAUAAUUUCUAUGAAAACUUGGCUAAACAAAAAAAAGGCCUGACGGCCAUAUUUGCAUUCAGUGUAUAAAUCAUCUAUUAAUUAAGCUCUUUUAUAUAGUAGCAAACUGUAUUUGUUGAAGAAGAAAUGAAUUGAUUCUCCUCCUCCUUCCCUAAAAGUAAAACAACCCCUCUCAGUUCAUUAUGGAAAUGAUAUGCUACUCUUUGAUGUAAACUCCUGUACCGCUAUGACAUUAUGAGCUUUAAUUUUCAUGGCAUCAGUUAUUGUUUUGAUUUUACUGAAUCAAUGAGAAUAUUACAUAUAAUCCUAAUUAUACAAGACAUGCUUUCUUUGGUUAGUUUAAUUUCGGUUCUGGUGAAAACAAGGGGGUCCUAAUCAUGUGUUCAUGCAGGUUAUAAACAUGUGUAACACAUCUACUAUAUAUAGCAUUUAAUAUUAAGCUUUGGCAGUUGUGUGAUUGCUUUAAAUCCUUCUCAAUCUACAGCAUUUGUUCAAUCCCAGUUCAAGGAUGGGAAUGUCAUCUCCAAAGUGAGAAAAACAAUCCAAGACAAGUGCACUGCAAGCAGGAGGGGGAUAUCAAAGACAAAAUGAUUUUUUUAGAAGAUACAAGAACACAUAUUAUUUUCUUAUAUAUAUGUAUGCAUGUACAUGCGUGUGUGUUGAAUCCUCUUAUUAUCGAUAAUCAGAUUGUUGUUGGAAUUGGUAACAAACAUGUGAAUGGCAGUCUAAAUAAGUUGUAAUACAAUGACAAUUUUUUAUCAUGUUGAUUGAAAUCUUCAAUCUGCUUAUUUGUUAAUUUUACUGCUUCUUUUUUGGCCAAAUUGUUCGAAAUGCAAUCUGAAUUUGAAAAACAGUGUCAACAGCUUCCUUUGAUUGAUGUGCAUCACACUGAAGUUGGACUGUCUGAAAUGGUCUGUCAUGUGAUAAUGGUAACUAGUCUGUAAGAAUUAUAUAAGUUUUCAGUUUUAAGACAGCUAGUGUAUAUGAAGAAUUUAUGACCAGAAUACAAUUAUUUCAAUGAAAAAAAAAGGUGUAAUAUAUUUAUUGAAGAUGUAAGAUAUCAGCAGAUAUAUAUAAGUACUACAUGUAUAUCUAUAACAAUUAACUUCAAAGUACAGCAGGCGCAGCUGGUAUGUACCUAAUCAAUUUUUUUCAAAUAUAUGCCACAUAUAUGUGACAUAUAUUUGCCCUGUAUAUGCAAUGCUAUUAACUACAUAUAUGUCACAUAUAUCUACAUAUGUGUGACAUAUAUGUAAGUAACUGCAAAUGGGUUCCAAAUACCUACAUUUGACAUAUAUGUAACAUACAUGUGUUAUAUAUGACACAUAUAUGUCACAUAUAUGUGUUAUAUAUUUCACAUAUAUGUCACAUAUAUGUCACAUAUAUAUGUAGGCGCUAUAUGUAACAUAUAUGUGGUUUUGGUAAGGGGCUAAAACCAAAAUCGAAUUUUCUAUAUGGGGGAAUUCUCCAAAUCACCCCAAAUCACGCUUACUACCCAAUGAGAUAUAGUACUUCAACAUUAUCUGAAAGUUAGUCUGGUGUUCUUGCGAACGCUUGUAAAAUAGAUUGAUUAUUUUGAGGUUAUUUUGCCCCAAACAACCGCUAAUUGACCCCAGGGUCAGUUGACAUGUGCACGUCACCUUCUAGUUUUAUGCAUCGAUUUGAGCUCGUUAAAAAGGAGAAACUAACAAGAUUCUUUUAAUGUGUACCUGUUUUAAUGAAAUACACGCAAUCUUCAAAAGGAGAGGCCGUUCAAUGGGUAAUUUCUGUUCUUGAGAUCUUGUAGAUUGUACCAUGGCGUCUGUGAGUGGACCUGAGUCUAGGCCUGUUUCCCCGUGACUGCGAAAUCAGAAUAACAUCAUGAAAUAAUUCUCGCUCGAACCUUCGUAAAUGAAUCAGCUUUGCAGUGCCUUACCUGAGAUAAAAAGUGGGCCGAAUAGGAAAACAUUCUAGCGCAAUUUGGAUCCUUUGCAGCACGUAGUGCAUUUGCUAAGCGGCGAUGGUAUCAAAUGACUUUUAAUUAGUUACUCACCUCCGAUUGCGUGACCGUGCAAUUAUCGACUGUCUCCUGCGAAAAAUAAGUGCACGGGAACCAAAGCUUUCGGGAUACAGUAAAUUCAUUUUCUUGUAUGACCAGGUGUCCUUUUGUCCUAUUUUAAAAGCGGUUAACUAAGAUGAUUAGCAAACAUACUGUCCCACUUUUAACUGAAUGGUACAGUAACUGAAUGUUCUGUUCUUCUGAUUUUACCCCAAACCCCGGAGUGUUCAGAAGAUACCGUAAAAUUCCGAAAAUAAGCCCCUCCAUGUAUAAGCCCCUCCAAAUAUAAGCCCCCCAAACUCGUAACGCAAAAAACCCUCCGUUAAAUCGCCCCUCCGAAUAUAAGCCCCGCGGGGGCUUGUACUUGGAAAUUGCCCUCAAACACAAACUAAAAUAAAGGAAAAAAGGUCAAUUUCCUUCCAACUAUAAGGCUAGCCCAAUCGAUUUUGAAACGCGAAUUUCCCUCCAUAGAUAAGCUCCUCCGAAUAUAAGCUCCUCCAAAAAUAAGCCCCUCAAAAAGGGCCUUUGAAAAAUAUAAGCCCCGGGGCUUAUUUUCGGAAUUUUACGGUAUAUUUGCACUACGCAUGAAAGGCAAAUGGAUUAAAUUUUAAGGUUCAAGGCGGUUUUAAGGCAUGGGUUACCAGUGGAUUAGUCAGACUUGUCUUAAGGUGCAUUGAACAGAAAAUUACAGGCAUGAUAUCAGGAAUGAUAUGUCUGCUAUUGUAUGUCCAUUAAGUGAUUUUCCAGCAAACAUUAUUUUUUGACUUUUUUACCCCAAAAGUUUUUUCCGUUCAAUUCUUAUCUAUGAGAUCUAAACUUAGUUAAAUUUCUGUAAUUUGUUGUUAAAUGCAAUUCUGCAAACAACUAAGUAUUUAAUUUUGCGUAAAAGCUACAUGAAAUUGUACUGUUUAGCCGUAAAUCAUUAAAAAGGGAAAGCAUCAUGCUUUCUCAUUUCAAGUCUAGUAGGACUUAAGCAAUGGCAUUGCUUAAGUCCUAGUAGUUGUUCUCCAUGUCUGCUAAGGAGGAAAUAGUUUGCUCUUUUCAAGAAAUUGUCCUUGCCCAUUGCGGUUUCAAACCAAGGAUAGCAGCAAGUCUGUCGUAGUCAUAUACUGCUACUUCAGUGCAAACGAAGCAUAGGCGCACAAGUCAGCGCUUGCGUUUAGUCAGGUGCCGAAAAUGAAGUGGAAACUUAACCUAAGGGCGUCCAUGUUCGCUCCGGCUCGAAAAGGUAGAAUCAGUUGUGCAGUACAAAGUAAUGCGAAAAACCUGCGGGGGCUGGGGAAAGAAAGGCGUCUUAUUUUUCUUUGGCUUGUUCUAUUUUCGCGACGUGGUACAGGCUACGAAAUACUGAAAAGCUCAGUAUAUGUCUUCACCACCGAGAGUCACUUACCCUUAGCCGGACACGCCCCUCACGUAUCAUGUUUUGUUCCUAAAGUUAUUUCAAAGCACAGAACCAAACCUAAUCAGCGGGCGAAGGCAGAAAGGGGAAUGAGCAAACGGAUGUAACAGCAUAUUUUGCAAGAAACUGGUAUCCUUGUGCCUAUCGACUAAGGAACGAUUGAUUACUACUAGCAUUAAUAUCAGGGUCAGAAUUUGAGGGCUACAGUGGAAGGGAAGGAAGAAAAGGAAACCGCCGCGCACACCUGUUAAGUCUUUUAUAAACUUUCUCGUCCUGACGGUUUCAAAGAAGAGCGUUGUGGCUGCUAUUUAAUUUACAGUGUCUGUUGCAGGUGUCGAAUUAAUCUUACAGCAACUGGAAACGUGGCCACGCCUGCUGAAACUGAGAUUGCUUGUAGGAUGAACGGCUAUAGUUUGGAACGUUUGCUCCCUUUAGCGGGGUGGGGGGGGUAUAUUUGUUGAUAUCAGGAGUUCCGGCCUGGAUAGAGUCGUUGUAAAGCUAUUUUUGCUUCGGAGUAUCGGUUUACCGGAAGCUGAGCAAGGAAAAGUCAAUGGUGCAUUUAUGGAAUAAUAAUAGAGAUUCUUAUGGUCUAACAGUUCGAAGAUUAGACUUCUGGUAAGGUGGCAACGAUCAAGGCCCGCAUUAUAAUUCAUGAUAAUGGAAGGUCAUGAUGUGGAAAAAGCGACUGAAAUGGUGGAUGCCAUGCAAUCCUCUCUGGUGGGGGCGGCGUACCUGGCCUUAACGGUUGCCCCUGCGACAGAAGGCAAGCAUGCCCAGAUUGUCCACGGGUUGCUAAAUGAGACCGUCCCUUUCUUAGUAUCCGUUCCCUGUCUUAUAAUUAGACCCGGGCAAAUUUCUCGAGAUUGCACCAUCAUUUUGGGCUUAAAGCUUCCAAAGUCCAACAAUAAUAUAAUAGCACAUGUUCGCGACGGUUUUUAAAGUCAGUCAAGUUCUUAAACCAGGCCUUAAACGGCCAGUUUUAAGUGUCGAUAACAGUUAAAAAGGCAUACAAGCCUCGUGCAAAAGACAAUGUGAAGGAAGUGCACAUCGGUGAUGGGGAAAAAGGUGUAGCCCACAGUUAUUAAGGGUGGAUCUUUCGAAACAUUCUUAUACUCUUGGACAGAUAUGCAUUGUUUAAAGUUUUAGACAAACCAGGUGUAAAUUUAUAGUAACAAACCGUUCAAUAUACAUCAGCAAGAUUUUUGCGAAUCCUAUUUCUCGCUAGAGACUAUCGUUUACUGGCUGGUCACGUAAUCAAAGGUAACGUACUUUCCCACGUUUGUUUACUCACCUUUCGCUCAGCAAUACACUGCGUUCCACAAAGGACCCGAAUUGCGCUAGAAAUGUUUUGCUAUUCGGCCCACUUUUUAUCUCAGGUAACGCACUGCAAAGCUGAUUCACUUACGAAGAUUCGAGGGAGAAUUAUUUCUUGAUGUUAUUCUGAUUUCGCAGUCACGGGAAAAUAGACCUAGACUCAGGUCCACUCGCAGACGCCAUGCUGCAAUCUACAAGAUCUCAAGAACAGAAAUUACCCAUUGAACGGCCUCUCCUUUUGAAGAUUGUGUGUAUUUCAUUAAAACAGGUACAUAUUAAAAGAAUCUUGUUAGUUUCUCCCUUUUAACGAGCUCAAAUCGAUGCAUAAAACUAUAAGGUGACGUGCACAUGUCAACUGACCCUGGGGUCAAUUAGCGGUUGUUUGGGGCAAAAUAACCUCAAAAUAAUCAAUCUAUUUUACAAGCGUUCGCAAGAACACCAGACUAACUUUCAGAUAAUGUUGAAGUACUAUAUCUCAUUGGGUAGUAAGCGUGAUUUGGGGUGAUUUGGAGAAUUCCCCCAUAUAGAAAAUUCGAUUUUGGUUUUAGCGGUAAAUUGUUGUAUUUAUAAGCAUUAUGCAAAUUACGUUUCAAAAUUCUGCUCGUUCGUUGAUAUUUUAUACUCUAAAUCUAAAAAAUGUGCCGUUCAGAAAUUGUUAGAUAUCUGCUUUUUGAGAUUUAAGUGGAAGGUUGCCAAUAUAUUCGCUCGUUUAUGAAAGUCAGCUUAAUUCUGUCACUGGGCUAUUUUCCCGAGUUCGGCGGCUAAUUUUAGGCCCGCUGACCGUUGAAAUCGAAAAUCUCAAAUAAUUCCCAAACUCGGCCGCAUUUUGAAAUUUAAACCUCAGCAGUGUUAUAAACUCAUUAAAACCUUAUUACAGACUGAAAAUGAGGGUAAGUUAGGUUUUUUUAGGUGUGGCCACGAUUUGCCGAUUUUGCUCGAUUUUUCUGUGCAUUCGCUCUUAAGUCCUUGCGUAGCGUGUACGUCAGCAAUGACGUUGCCAUGGAAACCGAAUUUUGACAGCCGUGUGUACAAAAUUAGCGUUUCCUCUAAAACCUGAGGUUUUAUUUCUAUGUUUACUAAUUGUAUCAUUAUAGUUAUCACUUAAUUUAGCAUUAUUUACAUAUUAUUAGUCACAUUUUAUUGACAACAUGGAAGCACCUGGUGCCAAAGUAAGAUGCGCUGGGUGCGAUUGUCGAAAGAGCUUAUUUUGCUUUUUCUUUUGCAGGUUUUUUUUGUUUUGUUUGUUUAUAUAUUUAAUAUUUUUCCAACUAACAUUUUCCCCUUUCCUUCUACUUCUUGCCACUUCCUUCUUCUCUCUCUCCCAUUCCCCACUUCGGCAUUACGUAAAAAGUAUGCAGGGUUAAAAAGCAUACUGAUGAAUUAACAUAGAUCUGUUUCUGACCGUUUAGUUCCCCUUGGUUCGAUUCAAGAACUGCCAGCUGAAACUUGUGACGAAAUAAAGAGGAGUGAAGGACACGCUGUUAGCAAGAAAUACUGGUUUUCCACUGUAAAAUCUGGUACAUCUGUAAUGGCUUAUUGCAAUAUGAAGACCAACGGUGAGUUUGGUCAGACGAGUUAUAGAUAAUCGGCGAGUGAAAGGCUUGAUGUUAAGUUUUUCGAUAUUUUAUCAUGCCUCAUCGCUGACUAAUUUUUAGCGGGAGAUGUAAACUAAUCAUGCAAACACAAACACAAAAAAUAUGAAAAAAAAAAUUUUGAGCAAAAAAUAUCAUGUUAGAUAGAAAGGGUUAAUGCCGUUCAAUAAUGUUUGUUUGUGUAGACAUUGACGAAUGCAGUGUUUCCCAUUCUGUAUGUGACAUCAACGCCAACUGCUCCAAUACUCGUGGAUCUUAUUACUGCACUUGUAAGGCAGGAUACACUGGCGAUGGAAAAACUUGCCAAGGUAAUAUAAGAUACUUUAGCUAAUUUCAACAGGACUGAAUAUUUCCAUUAAGAAAGUGUUUUUUAAAUAAAUUUUGUUCUUCUUAGACACUGACGAGUGCAGUGCUUCUCCUUCUGUAUGUGACGUUAAUGCCAACUGCUCCAAUACUCGUGGAUCUUAUUACUGCACCUGUAAGACAGGAUUUACAGGUGACGGAAAAAAUUGCCAAGGUAGGAGAAAAUACUUAAGCUUAUAA
Porites lobata is the source of this 20540-nucleotide messenger RNA. The record is from the annotation of a GenBank genome assembly. Lineage: Eukaryota; Metazoa; Cnidaria; Anthozoa; Scleractinia; Poritidae.